CUUCGUGACCCGGAAGUGGUCCCGGAGGCGGCGGCCGCGUGGUUCCACGAAGCCCCGGCUGCGCUGCUGUAGUUGCUAAGAUGACCAAAGUAAAGGCCGUUCCCGAGGAGUCCGAGGCGCCGGCGGAGGGCUGCAGCGAGGAGCGCACGUACCAAGAGCUGCUGGUCAACCUGAACCCCAUCGCACAGCCCCUGGCCUCCCGCCGCCUGACGCGCAAGCUCUACAAGUGUAUCAAGAAGGCCGUGAAGCGGAAGCAGAUUCGUCGCGGGGUGAAGGAGGUUCAGAAGUUCGUCAACAAGGGCGAGAAAGGGAUCAUGGUCUUGGCAGGAGACACGUUGCCAAUUGAGGUGUACUGCCAUCUUCCAGUUAUGUGCGAGGACCAGAACCUGCCCUAUGUCUACAUCCCCUCCAAGACGGACUUGGGUGCAGCUACAGGCUCCAAGCGUCCCACUUGCGUGAUCAUGGUGAAGCCCCAUGAGGACUAUCAGGAGGCCUAUGACAAGUGCCUGGAGGAGGUGCAGGCUCUGCCUACGCCUUUGUGAGAGACUUGGGCUGCAACCCAGCCCCUGUUCCCAGAGCUGCUGGGCUGGCUGCAGGCAGCUGCCCACCUUAACAGCAUCUCCACAAUUUCCUGAUGUGUGAAUCUUCCCAGGCAGCUCCAACAGCUGUUCUUGAGGGUAGAGCCAGCAUCUUUUCCAUCAUUGCUAUCUCCUGUUGAGCUUAGAUGAAGACAGUUCCAAGAAUGUGGGGUAAAAGUAAAUGCUAAGGCAAAAAUG
Messenger RNA from Psammomys obesus (fat sand rat), 776 nucleotides. RefSeq names its product NHP2 ribonucleoprotein (gene Nhp2). The coding region runs from base 81 to 542 and encodes 153 amino acids. The record is from RefSeq and is a predicted model, not a curated record. Gene Ontology annotation, biological process: snRNA pseudouridine synthesis; rRNA pseudouridine synthesis. The transcript has 4 exons. Gene Ontology annotation, cellular component: box H/ACA snoRNP complex; nucleolus. Gene Ontology annotation, molecular function: box H/ACA snoRNA binding. Lineage: Eukaryota; Metazoa; Chordata; Mammalia; Rodentia; Muridae.